Aphanomyces astaci is the source of this 951-nucleotide messenger RNA. RefSeq lists its product as hypothetical. Lineage: Eukaryota; Oomycota; Saprolegniomycetes; Saprolegniales; Verrucalvaceae. The record is from RefSeq and is a predicted model, not a curated record. Bases 56 to 874 code for a protein of 272 amino acids. Gene Ontology annotation, molecular function: dolichyl-phosphate beta-D-mannosyltransferase activity. Gene Ontology annotation, biological process: protein O-linked glycosylation via mannose; GPI anchor biosynthetic process. Gene Ontology annotation, cellular component: endoplasmic reticulum membrane. The transcript has a single exon.
CACCCGUGAGCAACACCACCAAGGACACGUGCUGCAUUUUCCACGGUCCAUCGUCAUGGCUGACACCGUUCGAUCCCGCAAUGCACCAGGCGGCGGCGCGAUUGCCGCGUCCAUUGUCGUCCCUACGUACAAAGAAAGCGCCAACCUGAAGGAACUGGUGACCCGUGUGUUCACUGCACUCGGGCCGCGCGCGGCAUCCACGGAGAUCAUCGUCGUGGACGACAACUCGAACGACGGGUCUGAAGAAGCGAUCAAAGCACUUGCGGCUACGGGGUUGAACGUGCGUAUCAUCGUUCGCACCACUGAACGUGGUCUCAGCAGUGCUGUCUUGCGCGGCUUUGAAGAGGCCAAAGGCGACCUGCUCAUGUGCAUGGAUGCCGACUUGCAACAUCCCCCCGAGAGCGUGCCCGACCUUCUGGACGCUAUUGACUCGUCCAAGGGAGCUGACGCGGAAUUCGUGAUCGGUACUCGAUACGGCGGUGACAAAUUCUCCGUGGACAAGGACUGGCCGCUGUACCGCCAGGUGAUUUCCAGUGGCGCGCGCAUGUUGGCACGGCCGUUGAGUGGACUGUCGGACCCCAUGACAGGGUUCUUCGGGGUGCCCGCGAAGGUGCUGCAACGCGCGCGGAAGAGCGAAGUGAACUCUGUGGGGUUCAAGAUCGCGCUCGAGCUAUUCGUAAAGUGCCGCGUGAAGAAGCAUGCCGAAGUGCCGAUCAACUUUGGCGUCCGCGUGCACGGCGAAAGCAAACUGUCGAGCAAAGUGAUCGUGCUGUACUUGCAGCACCUCUUCGACCUGUACAACUUUGCGUACCCGUCGCUGUUGUGGUGCAUUUUUCUCAUCUUGUUCACCCUUGCCCUGCUCACGUUCUUGUGAUAAUGCAUACUACUGUAAACGUUACUGUACGAUUGAUAUUGUGAUUUGGAGAACAACCAAAUAUAACGUUACCGAAG